Messenger RNA from Branchiostoma belcheri (Belcher's lancelet), 3381 nucleotides. Its product is annotated as oxysterols receptor LXR-alpha-like. Bases 44 to 1978 code for a protein of 644 amino acids. The record is from RefSeq and is a predicted model, not a curated record. Gene Ontology annotation, molecular function: RNA polymerase II cis-regulatory region sequence-specific DNA binding; nuclear receptor activity; zinc ion binding. The transcript is spliced from 11 exons. NCBI's taxonomy places the organism in Eukaryota, Metazoa, Chordata, Leptocardii, Amphioxiformes, Branchiostomatidae. Gene Ontology annotation, biological process: cell differentiation; negative regulation of transcription by RNA polymerase II; positive regulation of transcription by RNA polymerase II.
UAUUCAGUGAAAGAGACCUGGAGUAAAAAUUCCCACCUCAGCCAUGAGUGCUGCACAGAGAACCAACAUGGAGUGGUCCCCCCCAGAACUGCCGGACACCAAGCAGCAGACAGAACUGCUGGCUCUACAGAACUGCCAGCACUCCAAACCGCUCCCGUUGUCAAGGAAACGCGUUCUGUCCCCGCCCCACAGUCCCCACGGAGUUUAUAACUACAGAACACCGCCGCACUUAAGACAGAACGGCCUGGAGGAUCAUAGAAUACACCCGACAGAACAGUUCUACGUUUUAAAGGAUAUAGUCAGACCAACCGCUAUGCAGAACCAUGUUGCUAUGCAACAGCAGCCAGUUGCUAUGCAACAGCAACACAGAACCGCCACAGACUACCACCACAGUGCCUUAAACAUGCUCUACAACCAAGUACAGAACUCUGUAGAACAGCACUUCGCUAUGCACCAGAACUCCAACUCUAUAGAGUUGCCUCCCAGGCAACCACCGUUCCCCCAUGCAGACCCUCUGGUUGUCAUGACGACACAGAGUUCUGUAGAAUACACCCAGAGCAGUUCGCGGUCGAGCACGCCACUUUCCUCCAAGCCGGGAUCUCCAGAACAGCUGACGAUAGAACAAUUCCAGAACAGGAUCGUGGUGAGCCAGCUCCAGAACCCUCGGAUCGUACCACUCGCGAGCGGGGAGGUGAAGCUGGCCCUCCCCGCGGGGAGUAAAAUGGUGAUGCCCGACCUGGAGGACUUCUCGGAUUACCAGUGUGCCGUGUGCGGGGAUCACGCGUCCGGGUACCACUAUGGGGCGCUCAGCUGCGAGGGCUGCAAAGGUUUCUUCAGAAGAAGCGUAAUAAAGAAGGCCAACUACACGUGUAAAUAUGGCGGGAACUGUGAGAUGAAUGUGCGGCUGCGAAACACGUGCCAGGGAUGCCGGCUGAGGAAAUGCAGAGAUGUCGGCAUGAAGGCGGAGUGUCUCUUAACAGAAGCGCAAACAAAGUCCAAGUUUCGCUGGAAGUACCCAAAGUCAGACUGCUCCCCGUCCUCCUCACAACCGGGUUCUCCCAGCACGUCCUCCACUACUAACGGGCAGGCUAACCAGCUACUGAAGCUUAGUGCAGAACAGAAGGACUUGUGCAUGGAGGUGGUGUCUGCGUUCCAGAAUGAUGUGGGCUCAAGACCCCAAAAUCACCACGAACUGUCUUUGUGGCCUAACGAUGACGAGGUUCGGAGCAAGUCAGAGAAGGACCUUCUGGACCAGAAGCAGCAGCAUCUGCAGGAGGGGAUGACCGUCACCAUCGAGAAAAUCGUGCUCUUCUCCAAACAGCUCCGCGGCUUCAUGACCUUGAGCCAGGAGGACCAGAUUGCACUCCUCAAGGGAGGUGCGAUUGAGGUAGUGAUGCUGAAAGGAGCUGUGUACAGGGAUGACAGUCAACAGAAUGCUGAGAGGUGGAUCAACGCAGGUGUUCUUGAGACGUUUGUGCACACCUUCAUGGACUUCCUGCACAGCAUCCAGCAGCUGAAGCUGGACUGGUUCGAGUGUGCUCUGCUCACAGCUGUUGCGCUGCUGUCCCCAGGUACGAUUGGUCAGUUUGAAUACAGGUUAACCAAUCAGAGACCGGUGUCUGUUGUGGCUCCAAUCAGAGCGCUGUUUUCCGCAGACCGUCAGUACGUGCAGAACUACUCGGCCGUGGAGAAGGUGCAGGAGCCGUACCUGUUCGCCCUGGAGACGUACUGCCACGCCCGACGACCAAACGACCCCAUGUUCUUCCCUCGGCUGCUGAGUCGUCUGACGCAACUCCGGACGAUCAACUUCUACCACUCUAAGCACAUCCUCUGUUACAAGGUCCAGGACAAGACGAUGCUGCCCUUACUGCAGGAGAUCUGGGACUGGAACAAACUGGACGAAGAGUGUAAAGCCACUCCGAUGCAAGGACAACCUGUCUACACUAGGUGCAACCUUCACAGCCCUGUAGUGCAUUAGCCUCCUGUCGCAUCAUAGCCUAAAGGGGCACUGUAUACUACUAACCUAUACAUGACUUUGUGUAUGGUCCUGUAGUGCUUUAGACAUUCUGUCGCAAGAUAAUCUUAAGGGACACUGUAUACUACUAACUUACUACUAACUUGUGUAUUGGGCCUCCUGUCGCAUCAUAGUCUAAAGGGGCACUGUAUACCACUAACUUGUGUAUUAGGCCUCCUGUCGCAACAUAGGCUAAAGGGGCACUGUAUACUACUAACUUACUACUAACUUGUUUAUUGGGCCUCCUGUCACAUCAUAGCCUAAAGGGGCAUUGUAUACUACUGACCUAUACAUGUGUAUGGUCCUGUACAGGCUGUAGUGCUUUAGACUUUCUGUCGCAAGAUAAUCAAAAGAGUCACUGUAUACUUCUAACCUAAUAGUAUGUACCUGUUUAGGCCUCCUAUCGCAAGGUUUGUUGCAGCAUCUGUGCUGAGCUUACUGUGCAGUGUGGACUCUUUCAAAAUCAAAUCCUGCCCAAACGUGUAAAAAAAGUCUUGUGUGACAACUUAAACAUAGACAGAAGGCCUGGUUUCUUGGUUGAUACUUGAAUGUUUUUGGUGAUGUUAUAAAUUUCAUGUACAACAACAGUAACAAAAUAAUGUCAUAAAGAAAAUGUUUUUCUUUUUAAUUCCUUAACUGUUGUCUUCUAACCAUACAGAAAGAUGCUAUUGCACGACAAUUGUACAAGGUGCAAUGUAUGGGAAAAAGAGUUGAACAUAGUUCAGAAAGAAAUAUAGAAAUUCAAUAAAACCUAACAUCAUAAUCACAUACAUUUGUACAAAUAAUUAGUGGUGGAAUCAUCAUAAUGUUACUCCAUGUGUAGCAGGUUUAUAGUUUUGUUUUCUAAAUGAUGCAGUUCUGUAAACUAUAAUGUGAAAGUUCAUGUACUCAGUCAUUUUAGGAAAAAAAGAGAAAAAUAUAGUCACAUUUACCUCCACAUAUUGUACAGCACAGCAAGUUAUUAUUAGGUUGUUAUAAUAUAGUUUUACACAUAUCUUAUGAUACAGUUAAUAAGAUAGUGGUGCGUUGAAUAUGUACAUUUCUGUCAAUGAUUCUGAUGCAGUUUCUUUCCAUUAUAUGGAACUUCCAUAGCAAAAGAUGUGACUGUGUCUGACUGUGUGUGUGUGUGUUGUGCUGUGCUAGUACAACCUAUUUUUUCACCAUAAUAUGUACGUCCAACUUAUUCUUAGCUGAAGCUAUACUGUAUGUUACAAUACAUGUAUUUUAAGGGGAGGGGGGUAUAUAUAUAUAUACUUUUCUGUAAAGAUGGUCUGAUUGAGUAAAAUUUGUUCUCUUUUAGACAAAGAAGGGAUUUAUAAAGUAGAGUCAAGAAUUCUAGCUGGUGCAGUACGGAAGAUUCAUUCAAA